This is a messenger RNA of Octopus sinensis (East Asian common octopus), 2738 nucleotides long. Its product is annotated as intraflagellar transport protein 80 homolog. The transcript has 19 exons. Gene Ontology annotation, molecular function: protein binding. The coding region runs from base 112 to 2433 and encodes 773 amino acids. NCBI's taxonomy places the organism in Eukaryota, Metazoa, Mollusca, Cephalopoda, Octopoda, Octopodidae. The record is from RefSeq and is a predicted model, not a curated record. Gene Ontology annotation, cellular component: cilium; centrosome; intraciliary transport particle B. Gene Ontology annotation, biological process: cilium assembly.
GUUGUCAUGGAGUUGUAGGCUGGUAACUGUAAACAAUUACUAUUAUUGUCUGAUAACUUUACACGUUCUCCUUGACUUGGCUGUUUAUUUUUGGUGGCAUAUUUCAGGAAGAUGAGACUCAAGAUUUCAUUACAAAAAGAACCGAAACAUAGUGAACUUGUCAGCUGCGUCUGUUGGACAUCUCCCGAAGAAGUUUAUUCAGCAGCCGAUGACCAUCAAAUUCUAAAAUGGAACUUAAACCUAAAUGAAAGCAGCAAAUUUGUGACGUUACCCGAUGGUGUCUACCCUACCAGUCUUUUGUGGACCCCUAAAGACGCCGGGAGUGGGAAGAAAGUUGGUUCUGAUACAUUUGUUCUUACAUCAACUGAUGGUAAAAUCCAUUAUAUUAGCAAGUCUGGUCGCCUAGAAAAAAGCAUUGAGGCCCACAAGGGUGCCAUUCUUUGUGGGAGCUGGUCACAUAAUGGAGAAGAUUUUGCUACAGCUGGAGAAGAUGGACAGGUGAAAAUUUGGUCAAAGCAAAGGAUGUUAAGAUCUACUUUAGUUCAGAAUAGUGCCCCUAUUUAUUCAUUGGCUUGGGCCCCAGACUCCAAACAGCUGGUAUUUACCAAUGGCAAACAGUUGAUUCUCAAAGCACAGCAAGCUGGUUCUAAACCUUUCAUGUGGAAAGGUCACGAUGGACUGAUAUUGGUUCUGCAGUGGAAUGCUAUCAAUGAUCUGAUUCUGUCUGGUGGUGAGGAUUGCAAAUACAAGAUUUGGAAUUCCUAUGGAGUUAUUAUGUAUUCCAGUGCUGCCUACGACUAUCCGAUAACUUCUUUAGCCUGGAAUCCUAGUGGAGAACUGUUUGUUGUUGGUUCCUUCAGCAGUCUUCGACUCUGUGAUCGCAGCGGGUGGUCCUACGCCCUGGAAAAACCCAACACUGGAAGCAUUUUCUGUUUGGCUUGGUCCACUGAUGGAACUCAAGUUUCUGGUGCUUGUGGCAUUGGUCAAGUGAUUAUUGGUCAUUUAGUUGACAGGAGACUAGAAUGGAAGAAUUUUGUCAUCACUGUGGUCAGUAGCAACCAAAUCGACGUCCAUAAUGUGUUAGAUGAUGUUAAAGAGAAACUAGAUUUCAGAGAUCGCAUCAUUAAGAUCUCUUUCUCAUUUGGAUAUCUUGUAGUUGCCACUGCCUCCCAGGGCCAUAUUUACAGUACCAAGAACUGGAACACACCAAUAAUAUUUGAUCUAAAAGAUGGUUGCGUAUCACUGAUUGUCCAAGCAGAGAAGUAUUUCUUGUUAGCUGAUGGUGCUAAUCUAAGCAUACUUUCUUAUGACGGGAGAGUACUAAGUCCCAUAAAAUUUCCUGGACUCAAAUCGGAGUUAUUGACCCAAGUCACUGUAUCACUUAGUAAUGACACACUCGCUGUCCGAUCAAAGAAUGAUGAAAAAGUAAUUCAUCUAUUUGAAGUCAGUACCGGUAAACCAGUGGGGGAUGGAAAACCAAUUUGCCAUAAGUUGGAGGUGGUUGAAAUUGCUUUGGACCAAUGUGGUCAUGCUAAUGAAAGACGUUUGGCAAUUGUUGACAGAAAUAGAGAUCUUUAUUUAACAACCGUCCGUUUGUUUGGCCAUACCAGAACAUUUCUAAAACUUGGCUCAAUGGUUCAGUCACUAUCAUGGAACGACUCUUGCAACAUGCUGGCUACUCUCUCAGACGACCGUUUUCUCAUAUACUACUACCCUAAUGCCAUCUAUGUUGACAAAGAUCUCCUGCCAGAAGUCAUCGAAGAGAAGGACACCAGUGAGUACGGCAAAAACCCCCAGAUACUGCAGUUCCUCGGUAAUCAGGUGGUGAUGCGACGUUCUGAAGGGUCUCUUGUCAGCUCCUCAAUAAAACCGUACCCGAUGCUUCUUCACGGAUACGUGAACGGGGGGAAGUGGGAGGAGGCCGUGCGGCUUUGUCGCUUUGUCAAGGAAGAUAAAAUAUGGGCUUGUUUAGCUGGAAUGGCUGCAUAUGCUAAGGAGCUGCCAACAGCAGAAGUUGCGUAUGCUGCUUUGAAAAAGGCUGACAAAAUUCAAUAUAUUGCCCGAAUCAAAGACAUACCAAUUAAAGAAGCUCGCAAAGCGGAAAUGGCGCUAUUCUGUGGCAACAUCCAAGAUGCAGAAGCUAUUUUAUUGCAGGCUGGCCUUAUUUUCCGCGCCGUUAUUCUUAAUGUAAAGAUGUUCAAUUGGGAACGUUCGCUUGAACUCGCUGUGAAACACAAGACACAUGUUGAUACGGUUUUAGCAUACAGACAGAAAUAUCUGCAAAACUUUAAUAAAACUGAAACAAACAAGAAAUUCCUUCAGUACAUGGAAACGAUGGAAGUGGAAUGGGAACAGGUGCAAGCUAAAAUCGCCAAGGAAUAUCAACAGGAGAAAGAACGUUCACCUGCGGUGACGAGCAGCCGAAUGAAGUAGCCUUACUCAAUCUGUCCACUGUGCUGUACUGGAUGUAUAUUUCUUUGACCGGGUCACUGUACUUCUGUAGCAUGGACUUGUUUCAUGGGGGUCUCCAUUUACUACGUGUAUUCAUUCACCCAUUCACACUGUUUCUCAGUCUUUGUCUCAAGCAUACAAUCAUAGUUAAGUAGACGCCAGUAUAUUUGAUGUAGUAAGUGAAGAAAUGUAACUUAUGUGAAUUAUUAUUAUUAUUAUUAUUAAUAUUAUGGUGGCAAGUUGGUAGAAUUGUUAGCACGUUGGAUGAAAUGCUUAGCAGCAUUUCA